GACAUCGUUGAAAUUAUCCAUCACUAACGGCUUCUACUUUUUUUAUCGAGUUAUAAAUGCAUUUACUAGCAGGAAGAAAGUGAUUAAUAUGUAUUAAAUGGCAACUGACUCCGAGCAUAGCAUGUCAGCGGCAGUCGAAAUUUCCACUGGCUGCUGAAAGGUAGACUUAAGACUCGCGCCACACAGCGUCGUGGUCAAGUGCAGCUAACUAUCGGGAUGAACUCGUGCAGCGACAGUAGCAACGAGUCGAUGGAGCGGAACGUGAAUCACGUGGCGUCGGGCACCCACUCGGAGCUGCACAUGAACUUUGGCGCUGCGUGCAAGCCAGCUUCGCAGGAGCGCUACGUCUGGGAGAUGCGCACACGUAGCCCAAAUGUGACGCCAGCCAGCACUGUGUUGAAUUCGCCGGAUCUGAAUGCUGAGCUGCAGUAUACGCCGAUGCAUCAUCACCAGGCUUUCGAGCGGGUAUCGCCGCCCCAUCAGCUGCCCGGCUACAUGGGCUCACAGCACCAACAACAGCAACAACAACAACAACAGCAGCAACAAUCGGGCUACUAUUACCAGCGUCCGCAUCCGCACCAGAUACGCCUGGGCCGCAGCCCGGGCAGCAGCCAGUUUGAGGCGGAGGGCAUAGCGAGUCCCGGCUCGCCAACCGACGUGGGAAAGGCCGAUGGGCAGUGCUUGCGCGAUGGCGAAAUCGUUGUGUUUGACGACAUCGACACAAACUGGAUGAAUAAGUCGGCAGCACUGACAGCCGCAGAAAGGGACAGCAACGAGGAUGUUCUGAAGGUCACCAAGAUGAUUGGGCAGCUGCCCAUAGCCGAAUAUGAGGGCUCCCCGCGUCGUUUUGGCAACCAGCAAGUGGCUGCCAAGGGCGCUUGCUGUCCGCGACGACCGCCUGGCUUUCCGCAACGUGUCUCACCCACAAAGCAACGCUUGGAUAACAACGUUAAGACAUCCGUUGGCAAUCUAAUUGAUCUGAUAGACCACGAGGGCACGUCCGCAACGGCAGCCUCGAAGACGCCCACUUUUGAUUAUCUGUACGAGUUCUCGGAGACUCGCAAAGUGCUCGAGGAGUUCUUUAAGGGCAAUCCCGACGACGACGAGAAGCGCUUCACGGAUUACACUACGGAAAGUGGAGACGAUGUGGCCAGUUCGGACAUACAGCCGCGCGUGUGCGAAGUGGACAAACAUAUCGAGCAAGCCUACAUAGGCCAGCGUCUAGCUAGAAUACCCAAAGACGAACUCUACAUGGUCCAUCGUUCGCCCAGGAUGCAGGCGAACGAGCACAAUGCCUACCAGGAGCACAACGACAUCGAGCUGUACAUCGAUUCGAACAGUCGCAGCAGCGGCGACCUGGCCGACACUGAGCUGGAGGCGAAUCUGCGGCGGCAUUCGCGUAAUUUUACGCUGUCCCCGGAGACGACAGACUACGACUCGAACUGUGGCGAUCUGGACAGCCUAUCGAACGAUAUCAACUGCGCCACAACUGACUAUGGCAAGCUCUACACCAGCAUGCCGGUGCUGGAGGAUGGUCUCAGCAGUGGCCAUGCUUCGGACACCGAGAACAAUGUCUCUGUCGUCUGUGACAAGGCGCCGCAGCAGCCUCAAACACAGCUGCAGCCACAACAGCAGCAGCAGCAGCUGCUGCAGCAUCCGCAAAUCAAACCUGAGCACGAGCACAAUGGCAACGGCGACAGCGAGCGACUGCCGAUCGAACACAACAGCAUCGCACCGACCGAGACGGCUGCAGCAGUAGCUGAUAUCACGCAGCCGAUCGACUUCGCAGCAGCGCUGUCAGCGCAAACGCCGCUGCCUACGUCGCCAACGGCCACUCCACCGCUGGAGCAAUGCGAAGAGGAGCCGCAGCUGAACGAUGGCAAUAAUGCUGAUAGCGACAAUCCCGCAGACUCGCAUUACGGUCCAGUCUAUGCAGCAGCUCUGGCAUCAACAGUCGCCGCGACUGCGAAUGCGACCGCGACUGUGACAACCGGCAAUAAGCCAGCAGCAAUCGCACCGCCAGUCGAAAUACAAGAGGCCAUGAAAGAGAUUCGUUCGGCCCUGCAGCGCGCCAAGGCGCAGCCGGACAAACUGAAGUUCUGCGAUGAAGUGCUGCCCGCGGAUCCGGAUUCGCCGGUAUGGGUACCGCGCAAGGGCGCCACGACAACGGCAACAGCUGGACGCCACGAAGAUGAGGAAGCCGACACAGAUCUCGAAACGGAUCGGCUGCUAGGCGAGAAGGACUUCUUUGCCGAACAGACAUUGGCCCUAGCUGGAGCCGCCGACAGCAAUGCCAACGGCCUGAUCAAUACCAACAGCAGCAGCCUGAAUAUCAGCGACAACAACAGCAAUCCCAAGCCGCAAACGUACUCGUCGGCCACCAUACGGCAGGGCAUUGGCACCUCGCUGACGCCCAACUCCCCGGACAUUUGCCAGAUUGUGGGCAAUGCGGACGUUUCGAUCAGUUCGCCGGAGAAACUGCAAUACACAAAGAGCCCAACGGGAUCCAUCAAAUCGCUGAAAGACUCGGCCAACUGCGACAAGAAAACCCAUUCGCGAAAUAAGGAAGGUUUCUUGGAACCCAAAGUGCUUAUUGAGGGCGUACUUUUUCGGGCCCGCUACCUGGGCUCCACGCAGCUGGUGUGCGAGGGUCAGCCGACCAAGUCGACGCGCAUGAUGCAAGCCGAGGAGGCCGUCUCCCGCAUCAAGGCUUUGGCGCCAGAGGGCGAAAGUCAGCCGAGCACCGAAGUGGAUCUGUUCAUAUCAACCGAGAAGAUAAUGGUGCUCAACACGGACCUCAAGGAGAUCAUGAUGGACCACGCCCUGCGCACCAUCUCCUACAUAGCCGACAUUGGCGACCUGGUAGUGCUGAUGGCGCGGCGCCGCUUUAUACCCAAUGGCGGUGGCGUUGUCGUUGACUCGCUGUCGACCUCGAGCCCGGGAGAGACCAUCGAGGGCGAGUCGCUGAAGGAGAGCAGCGGCAGUAACAAGGAGAGCAGCUCGUCGAAUAAGCACAAUCGCACGCCCAAAAUGAUAUGCCAUGUAUUUGAGAGCGACGAGGCGCAGUUUAUAGCGCAGUCCAUCGGGCAGGCGUUUCAGGUGGCCUACAUGGAGUUCUUGAAAGCGAACGGCAUCGAAAACGAGAACUUGGCCAAAGAAAUGGACUACCAGGAGGUGCUCAACAGCCAGGAGAUAUUCGGCGACGAGCUGGAGAUAUUCGCCAAAAAGGAGCUGCAGAAGGAAGUUGUGGUACCCAAGGCGAAGGGCGAAAUUCUGGGCGUUGUUAUUGUGGAGAGUGGCUGGGGCUCGAUGCUGCCAACGGUGGUUAUUGCCAAUCUGAUGUCCGGCGGUGCAGCCGCUCGCUGCGGCCAGCUGAACAUUGGCGAUCAGCUAAUCGCCAUUAACGGCAUGAGUCUUGUCGGUCUGCCGCUAUCCACCUGCCAGACCUACAUACGCAAUGCCAAGAAUCAAACUGCCGUCAAGUUUACCGUAGUGCCCUGUCCGCCUGUCGUUGAGGUGAAGAUCCUGCGGCCCAAGGCGCUCUUUCAGCUCGGCUUCAGCGUGCAAAACGGUGUGAUUUGCAGCCUGUUGCGUGGCGGCAUCGCGGAGCGCGGCGGUGUACGAGUUGGCCAUCGCAUCAUUGAGAUUAACAAUCAAAGUGUGGUUGCUGUUCCCCACGAUACCAUCGUCAAGUUGUUGUCCUCAUCUGUGGGCGAGAUUUUGAUGAAAACUAUGCCUACGUCCAUGUUUCGUCUGCUAACCGGCCAGGAGACGCCAAUUUAUAUCUAACUCAAGCGUUAUAUAAUUAUGCUUAUGCACCUCUCAGCACAGACACACACACACACGCACACACACAGAUAC
This is a messenger RNA of Drosophila arizonae, 3861 nucleotides long. RefSeq names its product amyloid-beta A4 precursor protein-binding family A member X11L (gene X11L). Gene Ontology annotation, biological process: chemical synaptic transmission. Lineage: Eukaryota; Metazoa; Arthropoda; Insecta; Diptera; Drosophilidae. Gene Ontology annotation, molecular function: protein binding. Gene Ontology annotation, cellular component: dendritic spine; cytoplasm; plasma membrane. The record is from RefSeq and is a predicted model, not a curated record.